AUGAUCGAGCUCGUCCCAAAAACCAUUCUUGGAUUCAUACUUCUCGUGGCAUCUACCAUUGGACUAUUUCUCAAUAUCACUGUGGUGUCCCCAGUUUUCCAACUGGCAUUUUCUGAGGAUAAAAGUUCGAUUUAUGUGAUUUCAAGUGUGAAUAUAGUCAAUGACAUUGCCCACUUGCUGAUUACGACAUUCUACUUGGCGCCAACAAUUAUUAUGAAUAGUUUCUUAACCACCGAGGAACGGAAUGGCCAACUUACUGUAUUCAUCUCCUUCAUCUUCAUGGUCUUAUGGUAUAUUGGGAAUAUUACUCAGAUUGUGAUGGCGGUAAAUAGAUGGGCGGUUAUCUGUAUCCUCCGAUCUUCUAUGUUCACCAAGAAGAAUUUAUUGAUAUUUUUCACCUUCACUUUCAUAUUUGCCUUGGUCAAAAGCUACAUAGUACAAUAUGUGUUUCCAUGUUGUACCUUCUUGGUAGAUCAAACUGUUCUAUCCUAUUCCUACUUUCAAAUUGGAAAUCUUACUAACUACACUGAUCAAAGUGAUAUCCCUCUGAACGCUAUUAGCUCGAUUAUUCCGGUUGUUUGUUACUCAUGGAUUUUCUACACAAUCCGCAGUGCUUCUAAGAAUAUCACUCCAAAUAUGGAAACUGGGAACCAACGGAAAAGAGGACGUCAGGAAUUGUCGUAUGCAAUGCAAUUCUGCUUGAUCUCUAUGUUUUACACGUUCUCGUGGAUUAUGUUUCGGAUUUUUCCUAUUAUUUUCACCGGGAGGCAGAUCGAAUGGUUCAUACUGACAUCGUUGUGUCACGUGUUUAAUUGCAGUGCAAAUGCGUUUGUCUACAUUGUUUUUAAUCAGGAGAUCCGUCGCCGUCUCUCCGAACACAAAAUCUUCCGAUUCUCCGGAAUUGGCACCACUGAUCACUCCCACGAACAACACACCCAGUCGAAAGUGCACACUAUUCCAAUCCCAUCCGCUAGACCUACAACUCAUUAA
Messenger RNA from Caenorhabditis remanei, 990 nucleotides. RefSeq lists its product as uncharacterized. Lineage: Eukaryota; Metazoa; Nematoda; Chromadorea; Rhabditida; Rhabditidae. Gene Ontology annotation, cellular component: membrane. The record is from RefSeq and is a predicted model, not a curated record. Gene Ontology annotation, molecular function: G protein-coupled receptor activity. The coding region runs from base 1 to 990 and encodes 329 amino acids. The transcript has 5 exons. Gene Ontology annotation, biological process: G protein-coupled receptor signaling pathway.